Messenger RNA from Sclerotinia sclerotiorum 1980 UF-70, 1785 nucleotides. RefSeq lists its product as hypothetical. Gene Ontology annotation, biological process: carbohydrate metabolic process. The record is from RefSeq and is a predicted model, not a curated record. NCBI's taxonomy places the organism in Eukaryota, Fungi, Ascomycota, Leotiomycetes, Helotiales, Sclerotiniaceae. Gene Ontology annotation, molecular function: beta-glucosidase activity. The transcript has 6 exons. Bases 1 to 1785 code for a protein of 594 amino acids.
AUGAAUCUCUUCUUGUGGUCAUUGUCCUUUGGGACUGUCCUUUCUGCUGCUACUUGUGACAACAGUUCUGGCCAAACAGCAUGUGGUACAACAUGCUGUUCCAGUAACCAAUAUUGCGAAUCUGCCGGACAAUGCCAAGCUAUAUCUUCAAUAGCGACGACGCCUACAUCAACUGUGGAAAACCCAGCAGGAUUUACGACAAGUAUUAAUAUAAAUGUUCAACGUAAGGUCUUGAGAUUCGUUUGCAGUGUCAAAUUUCCCGGAGCAAUUCUAAUUGCCAUAACGCCUCAUUUGUUUUCGUUCCUGCGCUUCAUCCCCAACGCUGAAUUAUGGGAUCUAUUCGUCGGUCCAGUAGAAACCGCAGCAACCAGGACAACCGUCUCCGCCACUCCCGUAGCAACAUCCGAACUCAUUCCUCCACCUCCGCUCUACUACCCAUCUUUCCUAACCGGUGCUCAAGUACCCUUAGUUGCAAAGAAUGAAUCCUGGAAAUUUCCUUCAGGAUUUUGGUGGGGUGUAGCAUCUGCAGCAUAUCAAGUUGAGGGUGCUGCUGCUGAUGAAGGUAGAGGUCCUAGUGUUUGGGAUGUAUUUACACACAAUGCUGCUUCAAAGUCGACUUUGUUUGGCGAUACCGGAGAUGUUGCAGACAAUCAAUAUUACUUAUAUAAACAAGAUAUUGCAAGAAUCGCAGCUCUUGGUUGGGAUCUUCCCCUAUUCCUGCAAAAUAGCUAUGGUGGCUGGCUUUCCCCAGACGUCGUCGAUGAUUACGUUGCCUACGCCAAGAUCAUAUUUUCCCGCUAUGGCAAGAAAGUAUCUCGCUGGUUCACAAUGAACGAACCUCUAACGUUCUGCGACGAAUAUCCUUAUGCAUCCAACUAUUUUACCGCAGUCACUAUCCCUGAACAACAACAACCAUACUACUGCGGUCACCAUGUUUUACUCGCUCAUGCAAAAGCCUAUCGUCUUUUCAAAUCCAUGGGACUGAAUGGAACAGUAAGUUUUAAAAACAACGGCGGCUAUAAAGUCCCAUUGACAGGUUCAUCGGAAGAUGCCGUGGCCGUGCAAAGAGCUUGGGAUUUCAAUGAAGGAUGGUGGGCAAAUCCGGUUUUCAUCAAUGGAGACUAUCCAACUCAUUUGAAAUCCUAUCUGGAUACCAUUGGACUUACUUUUAACGAAACUGAAAAGGCUUUGAUUAAUGGAACAGCUGAUUUCUUCGCUCAUGAUGCAUAUAGCGCAAGCUAUUACAUGGCCCCUGAUUCAGGAACAGAUGCAUGUACAUCUAACUCUUCACACCCGUUAUAUCCCGGGUGUUAUAACACUACAAACACCGGAUAUAAUGGGUGGUUAAUUGGACCUGCAUCGGAUCCGUUGUCGGAAUGGUUGCAUGAUGCUGUGGAUUGGCUCCCAGCGUUCCUGAAGUAUAUGCAGGAUACUUGGCCAAGUAAGGGUGGAAUUGCUAUCACAGAAUUUGGUUUCGCCGAGCCGUUUGAAUAUCAAAAAACCCUCCUCGCCGAUAUUCGUACGGAUGUCAGGAGAACCCUAUAUUACAAACAAUAUAUGGAAGCUGUAUUAAUGGCUAUUAGCGAAGGAAUUAAUGUGAUAGGGUGUAUAGCUUGGAGUCUUAUGGAUAAUUUGGAAUGGGCUCAGGGCUACCACGUCAAAUUCGGAAUGCAAUAUGUAAACUUUACUACUGGCGAACGAUCUUACAAAGCAAGCUUCUUUGAGUAUGUCAACGCGUUCAAAUUAUAUGCGGAGGAUCCGGUUGUUCCGGUUUAUGUUAAAUAG